AGCAACAAUUUGGGAUUCACCUCUUAAGUGGAAUCGUAGGCUACACUAGCACACUGAAUUGCACCUGUUGCGUGACCACGUAAAUAUCGGCACUUCACAGCACCAGCAACCAGCAACAACAACUAAUAAUGGCGCUUCUGGUCUUGCCUUUACUGGGGGCUUUGUCAAUCUCUGAGAGCCUCGUUGCUGUGGCAACAGUCUGUGCAGUCUACCUGCUCCUCCAGCUGCAGCGGGUGAAGGUGCCAGAGGGGCUGCGUCAGCUCCCGGGCCCCCGGCCCCUUCCCAUCAUCGGCAACGUUCUGGAACUUGGCAACAAGCCUCAUCUGAGCCUCAGUGCCAUGACACAGCGCUAUGGCCACGUCUACCAGAUCCAGAUCGGCAUGCGUCCCGUGGUGGUCAUUAGUGGCGCGGACACGGUGCGCCAGGCGCUCAUCAAGAAAGGCGAGGACUUUGCCAGCCGGCCCGAACUCUACAGCUUCCAGUUCGUCAACGACGGCAAGAGCCUGGCCUUCAGCUCCGACGGGGCCGGCGUGUGGCGUGCUCGCCGCAAGCUGGCCCUGACCGCCCUGCGCUCCUACUCCACCAUGGAGGGGAAGGACACGGCCUACUCCUGCGUCCUGGAGGAGCACAUCAGCAAGGAGGGCGAGUACCUGGUGGAGCAGCUGCGCAGCGUCAUGGACGCCAACGGCAGCUUCGACCCCUUCCGCCACAUCGUGGUGUCGGUGGCCAACGUCAUCUGCGGCAUGUGCUUCGGCCGGCGCUACAGCCACGACGACGAGCAGCUGCUGAGCCUGGUGAACAUGAGCGACGAGUUUGGGCAGGUGGUGGGCAGCGGCAACCCGGCCGACUUCAUCCCCAUGCUGCGCUUCCUGCCCAGCGCCUCCAUGGCCAAGUUCAUGGCCAUCAACGACCGCUUCAACAGCUUCGUGCAGGGGAUCGUGUCGGAGCACUACAACUCCUUUGACAAGAAUAACAUCCGUGACAUCACAGACUCCCUCAUUGACCACUGCGAAGACAGGAAGCUGGACGAGAACUCCAACGAGGCCGUGUCUGAUGAGAAGAUUGUUGGCAUCGUCAAUGACCUCUUUGGUGCAGGAUUCGACACUAUCAGCACGGCUCUGUCAUGGUCUGUUGUCUAUCUGGUGGCCUACCCAGAAAUCCAGGAGAGGCUUCACGAAGAAAUGAAGGAAAAAGUCGGACUGGACCGGACGCCAAUGCUGUCAGACAAGUCCAGACUGCCACUGUUGGAAGCCUUCAUCCUGGAGCUGUUCCGUCAUUCCUCCUUCCUGCCUUUUACGAUUCCUCACUGCACGUCUAGAGACACUUCACUGAAUGGAUAUUUCAUCCCCAAGAACACCUGUGUGUUCAUCAAUCAGUACCAGGUCAACCAUGAUCCUGAGCUGUGGAAGGACCCCUCCUCCUUCACCCCCGACCGCUUCCUAUCGGCUGACGGCAGCGAGCUCAACAAGAUGGAGGGCGAGAAGGUGAUGGUCUUCGGUGCGGGCAAGCGGCGCUGCAUCGGCGAGGCCAUUGGCCGUGCCGAGGUCUUCCUCUUCCUGGCCAUCCUUGUGCAGCGCCUGCAGUUCCAGAAGAUACCCGGCCAGGAGCUGGACAUGACGCCUGAGUACGGCCUGACCAUGAAGCACAAGCGCUGCCAUCUGCGGGCCACCAUUCGCCAGCGGGAAGAGAACUGAGCCACCAGGGAGGAGUGUCUUGUGUCGAGGGGGCCAGGGAGCACCUCGAUGCUGAGUUGUGCUCACAUGCAUCUUUGUUUCCCCUUCCCAGUAGGUUUAAGACAAACGUUCACAUAUGUUAACGUAUGGUUGAAAAAAGUCCAGUUGUCUGGGAUUUUUGCUGGCUGCUUUCCAGCCGGUGUCAGUAAAAGAGGGAGUCGUGUAACAGGGUACACAUACACACAAUUUAUCUCUCGAAAAUGUAACCUGCAAUGACAUAAGGAUUUGUUAUUGAUCAGACAGACACACUGAGAUGAGCUGGAGGAGUUGGAAAUUGAGAAAUCCGACAUUGUACAGUUGCAUUACUAGAGGGCAUUUGGUAACGAGUAUGGGGAAAAUGCUGUAACAGACUGAACUGAAUCCAUUGCUUUAAGUAACUGUCAGUCUACACAUGCAGUCAGAGUGACAUACUGCAAGCUACUGUAAGUAUCCUGUGGAGACUACAUUAAAUGUAUAUGUAUCAGGGGCAAAUCCAUCAGCUAAAAAUGAUAAUAGAAAUAUGGUUUCUGACUGAACUGAAUCCUUUGCUUUUAUGUACAGUAACAAAAAUCGGCAGAGGACCUAUCGAAUCUAUUUGAGUCAGAUGCCCCCAAGGAAGUCACACACACACACACACACACACACACACACACACACACACACACACACACACACACACACACACACACACACACACACACACACACACACACAGUAAAAUGCAUCUGUAGCAGGGACCAAUUAAGCAGCUGACCAAGAGAGUCACAGAACGUUUAUUAUAUACAAAUAAGACACACAAGGUAAAAUAUUGUAUUAUAGGAAGGGGACGUGACCCCUCCUUCUAACAAGCCUGUGUAUCAGAUGGCAUACAGUACAAGUGCCUUUCAAAUUGUAUGGUCUACACAUACUCAGAUUGUAGGCCUAAACACAGGCUGUUGUUGUAGGCUGUGCAAGUCUAAAUCACUCAUUGCUGCCCAUUUAGUUCUAUGAAAUGUUCAGGUGAGCUGUAAGACACUGAAGCUAUUUUGUAAACGUGUAAUUCUUUAAUGUGACACGCUAUGUAUGUGCAUAUACAGGAUAUACUAGCAUUUGGCUAUGCACUGUCAGGUUGUGAUGAACCUGGGGUGUAAUUUGGACAUUGUGUGUGUGUGUGUGUGUGUGUGUGUGUGUGUGUGUGUGUGUGUGUGUGUGUGUGUGUGUGUGUGUGUGUGUGUGUGUGUGUGUUCUCCCCACACAACCAUUUUGGUUAUCUGCUGUAUUUCCAGGUUGUAAAAAAUGAAAGAAGUAUAAACAUAUGUUCAGAAUGAAGGAUUUUUAUUAAAUGUUUUAUUAUUAUAAUUUUAUUAAGCUAUUGAGCUGUGAAACUCUGAAGACUAUAAGCCAAUCAUUCAUUUAUCCUGUUGUGUAUGCUCAAGCAAAGUGAAUAUUUGUCUACUUUACAUGAAUUCUUCACUGUAAGUGUUGUGACUUGUUUAUGUAUUUAUAAAUAAAAUUUAAAAAUGAAAUCACCAAUGUG
Engraulis encrasicolus (European anchovy) is the source of this 3228-nucleotide messenger RNA. RefSeq names its product cytochrome P450 1A1 (gene cyp1a). The coding region runs from base 129 to 1694 and encodes 521 amino acids. Gene Ontology annotation, biological process: progesterone metabolic process; hormone biosynthetic process. The record is from RefSeq and is a predicted model, not a curated record. The transcript has 7 exons. Gene Ontology annotation, molecular function: heme binding; iron ion binding; oxidoreductase activity, acting on paired donors, with incorporation or reduction of molecular oxygen, reduced flavin or flavoprotein as one donor, and incorporation of one atom of oxygen. Lineage: Eukaryota; Metazoa; Chordata; Actinopteri; Clupeiformes; Engraulidae.